Perognathus longimembris pacificus (Pacific pocket mouse) is the source of this 282-nucleotide messenger RNA. RefSeq names its product secretoglobin family 3A member 2 (gene Scgb3a2). The coding region runs from base 1 to 282 and encodes 93 amino acids. The transcript has 3 exons. The record is from RefSeq and is a predicted model, not a curated record. NCBI's taxonomy places the organism in Eukaryota, Metazoa, Chordata, Mammalia, Rodentia, Heteromyidae.
AUGAAGCUGCUCGCUGCCUUGCUCGUCGUCACCGUCGGCCUCUGUGGUUACUCGGCCGCCGCCUUCUUCCUCAACAGCGUGCCGCUGCCGGUGGACCAGGUGUUGCCUCUGCCUCUGGACAGCCUCCUUCCCUUCCAGGACCCGUUAAAGCUUCUCCUGAAGACUCUGGGCAUUUCCGUCGAGCACCUUGUGAGCGGACUGAAGAAGUGCGUGGACGAGCUGGGCCCAGAGGCUUCGGAAGCGGUGAAGAAACUCCUGGAGGCCCUGUCACACCUGGUGUGA